AUGAGUCCCUUUGGAUCUCCUUCGAAGUAUUCGCCACUCCAUUGGUCUCUAAGUCGCGAAACUUUCGCCAACACGACUGUCCACUCGGCGCCCACUUUGGAGACAAUCAGUCGAUCCCUAUUUGCCGACAAUAAGGAUAUCAUUCGGAUUGAGUUUGAGGCGAACGGCAAAGAAGUGCCCAUCGAUGUGGUCAGCGCUGGAGCGGCACCACCUAAACACGUGAUCAGAUACGUGUCAUCGGCGGUCAAUUUGGUCCGAUCUUACGAAAUGUUCGGUAAGAAUGGCUUUACUUACGCACAGUUGACUGCACCGGUCGGUCAGCGCUUGAAGGAGACGGUGGCCGGCGAUGGGAACCGUUCGCGCAAUAAGAGACGCAUAAAGACUGAGACCCACUGCAAGUUCUGUAAGAACAACAACGAGACGCCUGAGAUGUAUAACUCUCACGUCUGCAAAGACCCGAACGGCGUCACCGUCUGCCCCGUCCUCCGCAACUACGACUGUCCAAAGUGCCGAUCCGGCGGCGGAGACAGCGCUCACACUCUGAGAUACUGUCCGCUAAAUAAAGAGGGCGAUAAGGACUACAAGCCAUCGGUCAUCAAAGUCCUCAAAAAUGGUCGUUCGGCUGACGGCAAGAAGCGAUACAUAUUCUUCGAGAAUGAAAACUUGAUGUGA
Oppiella nova is the source of this 672-nucleotide messenger RNA. NCBI's taxonomy places the organism in Eukaryota, Metazoa, Arthropoda, Arachnida, Sarcoptiformes, Oppiidae. The record is from the annotation of a GenBank genome assembly.